This is a messenger RNA of Momordica charantia (bitter melon), 1763 nucleotides long. RefSeq names its product SH3 domain-containing protein. The record is from RefSeq and is a predicted model, not a curated record. NCBI's taxonomy places the organism in Eukaryota, Viridiplantae, Streptophyta, Magnoliopsida, Cucurbitales, Cucurbitaceae. Gene Ontology annotation, molecular function: protein binding.
UUUUUUUCCAUGUUUCUUCGUUUUCACCUCCCACUUCCAAAACUUUCCUUCAUCUUCUCGUCUUCUUCCUCCGUUUCUUCAAUCAUUCAUCUACUUCUGAAGAUCAAAAUUAACAGAAUUUGGAUUAACGAGAAGAGAAAUUUCAACUGAUUAUCUUUCUCUUCGUUUUUUGUUGCGAAGAUCUCGUCUACUUUCCGCUUCACUCUGGUGUGCUGCGUUCUACGUGCUUUUGUUGGAAUCAGAACAUUCUUUUGUCUUUACGAUCGAGUUUAUGUGACGAGAGUUCCAUCUGAUCCGCCGUUUUACUUGGAGGAUUGAGUAUGAUUUGAUCGAGUGGGAUCGCGUUUGGUUUAGUUGCUUUUGAUUGUUUAGUAUGGAGGCUUUUCGGAAGCAAGCCAGCAAAUUCAGAGAACAGGUUGCCAAGCAGCAACAGGCACUGUUGAGACAAUUAGGGCAUUUUGGUACGGAAGCGAUCCUGGCUGAUGAAGCUGAAGUUCAGUGCCAUCAGCAGCUUCAGAAUCUUUACAAUUCCACCAGAGCAGCUAAGCAUUUUCAGAAGAAUAUUGUUCGAGGUAUUGAAGGUUUUAUUUCUUUGAGCUCAAAGCAAAUGGCGAUCGUGAGAAGGUUAGCUGACGAUUGUUGCAAAUAUGGAUCAAAUAAUCAAAGUAGCUGUCCUGCCCUUGCAACAGCUGUUCUUAAUUUCAGUACGUCCCAUAAUUCAAUUGAAGACGAGAGGGAGACUUUACUUGGAAUCCUGGUUGAUCAGGUAUGUGAACCUUUGCGGGCACAAAUAACAGGGGCACCUCUGGAGGAUGCUCGUCAUUUGACUCAGCGUUAUGAUAAACUGCGACAAGAAGUGGAAAUCCAGGCAGCCGAAGUUUUGAGACGCCGAGCUAAAUCAAGAGAUUCUUCUAUUUCAGCCGAGGGUGCCUCGAAACUUCAAAAUGCAGAAGUAAGAUUAACUGAACUUAAAUCUACAAUGGUGGCUCUAGGUAGAGAAGCAACCGCUGCUAUGCAAUCAGUUGAGGCCCAGCAGCAACAAGUAACUUAUGAAAGACUUCGUACUAUGGUGGACGCGGAGAGAUCUUAUCACCAAUAUGCCCUUACUAAUUUAGAAAGGCUGAAUGAUGAGUUAAUUCUGCUGUCGCAAUCAGAUGGGUCUCUGUCACAACCAACAAUUAGAAAUGGAGAAGAAGAUGAUCAGCCAUCUGAAUCCAAAGAUACGAAGUCAAAUGAGUCUGAUGCUCAUGGGCCUCUUGAUGAAAAUAAGGGCCACUUUAUUGCAAAAGUUAUCCACGCAUUUGAUGCUCAAGCAGAAGGGGAAUUAAGUUUAACCGUUGACGAUUACGUUGUGCUUCGUCAGGUGUGGCCUAACGGAUGGUCCGAAGGAGAAUGCAAAGGAAAAGCUGGAUGGUUUCCUUCUGCAUAUGUAGUGAAGCAAGAAAAGGCACCGACAAACGAGUUAUGCCAAGUACAAUCGACUUCUCGAUCCUUAUCUCGCUCUAAAUCCCGAUAAGGCUCCCUCACUAUUACAUUUUCUGUGUUCAUUGUGAUAUUUGUCAUGUUCAAUACCAACUCCUUUUCUUAUUCAUUUUUCAUAAAUGUGCAGAAGAAGAGGGUGUGUUUUUUGUGAAGUAAAAGUAGAUGGUCUGUAAUUUUUAAUAUAUCCCUCAAGCUCAGAUAAAGCCUGUCUGUAUUUAGUAUGUAUUAUUUAUUUCUAAAUCUAUUAUUUGGUUGAUUGAUUGAUUGAUAAUCCUUUUAAA